This is a messenger RNA of Cucurbita pepo subsp. pepo (vegetable marrow), 1074 nucleotides long. It is a transcript of the gene NDHT, whose product is annotated as Chaperone DnaJ-domain superfamily protein. Lineage: Eukaryota; Viridiplantae; Streptophyta; Magnoliopsida; Cucurbitales; Cucurbitaceae. The record is from RefSeq and is a predicted model, not a curated record.
GAAGAUUGUUAGAAGGAAAUGGGUAACCAUAGAACGUUCUUCCAGAUAUGGCAGUAGAGUCAUAAUGUCAAUAAUCACAGAAGAGGAGAGUGUGGACAACGGGUUCUUGAAGGCCCCACAAAAGGCGAAGGCAAAGGCAAAGGCAACGGCAGCAGCAGGUGUAAGUAUCUCAUCCAUAGAAACAAAACCAGUGGUAGUGGUUUUGAGUUGAGUCUUUCUUAACCUUGCUUCCGUUUCAUUCCGUUCCAUGGCCAUGGCCUCUCCUUCUAUUCCCAAUUCUCUCUUCUUGAACAGAACCUUCCACUCGCCUGCUCGCACAUUCCGUACAUGGCCGGUCUACGCAUCCCAACCUCCCAACAACCGCCAAAGGCCUCCACCGGGCGUCGACACAAGAAUUCAUUGGCAAAAUGAUGAAGAAGGUUGGAUUGGAGGCCCUAGGCCUUCCCAAUCCCGGCGAGACCAGAAGGAGCAGAAUAAUAAUAAUAAUAAUAACGCGUUGGGUCCAAGUUUGGCCGAUUUGCUCAAUAACUCAUCCGACUCUCACUACCAGUUCUUAGGAGUCGGUGCUGAGGCUGACCUAGAAGAGAUAAAAAGUGCGUAUCGGAGAUUGUCAAAGGAAUAUCAUCCCGACACCACCUCUCUCCCUCUAAAAGCUGCGUCCGACAAAUUUAUGAAAUUAAAACAAGUGUACGAGGUCCUCAGCAACGAAGAAAGCCGCAAGUUCUACGACUGGACGCUUGCUCAAGAAGAGGCAAGCCGCCAAGCUGAUAAGCUGAGGAUCAAGUUGGAAGAUCCUUACGAGCAGGAGCUGCAAAGCUGGAAAUCCACUCCAGAUAUGGUCGAUCGCCUUGCUGGAAGGAACAUGGACUUGAGUGAUCAGGCCACCACAGCUCUUACCUUGGAUAUCCUUAUCAUUCUCUUUGCUAUAGGCUGCAUUGUGUAUGUCCUCCUCUUUAAGGAACCAUAUUAUUGAUUAGAUACAAACUACCAUACAAGUACAACACACUUUCAAUCGAGUGGUACUUUUCUUUCAAAAUCAAAUUGAAUAUCGAGUGGUACUUUUCUUUCCAGCGA